AUGGAAGAUGACAAGAACGAUUACAAUCCCGAGGAGGAAGUCACAACUGGAAACUGGAACACCCCCAAGAUCGAACUGAAGGAAGUGGAGAUAAAAACGGGGGAAGAAGAUGAAAGCCUGUUUUGGUCCGGAAGGUCCAAAUUGUACAGGUGGGUAGACGGCGAAUGGAAAGAACGAGGACUAGGAGAAUCAAAACUAUUGUUACACAAGAAGAAAGGAAUCAUCAGGUUUCUGUUAAGACAGGAGAAAACACUAAAGGUUGUGGCAAAUCAUUACAUCUACCCCAAUAAGUCCUACUGCAAACUCGUGCCCAACGCAGGGAGUGAAAAGAUUUACGCGUGGACAGUUAAAGAUUUUGCAGAGGAACCCAAAAUUGAGCAGUUUGCCUUAAAAUUCAACACUGCAGAGGCGGCCAAGCUGUUCAAGCAGAAGUUUGAUGAGGCUGGCCAGGUGAAUUUGAAGCUUCUCGAUGAUAGCGGGCAGCUCAAGGCUAAGGUAGCGGAGGAAAAGGAAGAUAAGAAGGAGGAGAAGAAGGACGAGAAGAAGGACGAGAAAAAGGAAGAGAAGAAGGAUGAAAAGAAGGAAGAUAAGAAGGAAGAAAAGAAGGAAGAGAAAAAGGAGGAGAAAAAGGAUGAAAAGAAGGAAGAGAAAAAGGAAGAAAAGAAAGAAGAUAAGAAAGAAGAGAAAAAGGAAGACAAGAAGGAAGACAAGAAAGAAGAGAAAAAGGAAGAGAAAAAGGAAGAGAAAAAGGAAGAGAAAAAGGAAGAUAAGAAGGAAGAUAAGGAGGAGAAGGACAAGAAGAAGAACGAGGAGGAAGAAAACAUCAAGCGAGAAGACUGA
Plasmodium fragile is the source of this 840-nucleotide messenger RNA. RefSeq lists its product as uncharacterized. Bases 1 to 840 code for a protein of 279 amino acids. The record is from RefSeq and is a predicted model, not a curated record. Gene Ontology annotation, cellular component: cytoplasm; nuclear pore. Gene Ontology annotation, biological process: intracellular transport. The transcript is spliced from 2 exons. NCBI's taxonomy places the organism in Eukaryota, Apicomplexa, Aconoidasida, Haemosporida, Plasmodiidae. Gene Ontology annotation, molecular function: GTPase activator activity.